Molecule: messenger RNA, 1359 nt
Organism: Colletotrichum siamense
Lineage: Eukaryota; Fungi; Ascomycota; Sordariomycetes; Glomerellales; Glomerellaceae
Gene: cysD-2
Product: Homocysteine synthase
Exons: 7
Coding region: 1-1359 (452 amino acids)
Biological process (GO): transsulfuration
Molecular function (GO): pyridoxal phosphate binding; transferase activity, transferring alkyl or aryl (other than methyl) groups
Source: RefSeq, a predicted model, not a curated record
AUGGCCGACGAAUUGAGCAAGAACUUUGAGACUCUCCAGCUCCAUGCGGGCCAGGAGCCGGAUCCCGCGACCAACUCGCGCGCGGUCCCAAUCUACGCGACAACUAGCUUUACUUUCAAUGACUCCGCCCACGGCGCGAGGCUCUUCGGCCUCAAGGAGUUUGGCAACAUCUAUAGCCGUAUCAUGAACCCCACCGUCGAUGUCUUCGAGAAGCGCAUCGCGGCCCUCGAGGGUGGUGUUGCCGCCCUGGCCACUUCUUCAGGACAGGCCGCGCAGUUCAUCGCAAUCAACGCUCUCGCCCACGCCGGCGACAACAUCGUCUCUACCUCCCUCCUCUACGGCGGCACCUACAACCAGUUCAAGGUCUUCCUCCCGCGCCUCGGCAUCCACACAAAGUUCGUCGACGGUGACCGUGUCGAGGACAUUGCCGCCGCGAUCGACGAGAAGACCAAGGCCGUCUACGUCGAGAGCAUCGGAAACCCCAAGUACAACGUUCCCGACCUGGAGGCGAUCGCCAAGGUUGCGCACGAGAAGGGCGUUCCCGUGAUUGUCGACAACACCUUUGGCGCGGGAGGCUACUUCAUCCGGCCCAUCGAGCACGGCGCCGACAUCGUCGUCCACUCCGCCACCAAGUGGAUCGGCGGCCACGGCACCACCAUCGGCGGCGUCAUCGUCGACAGCGGCAAGUUCAAGUGGGACAACGGCCGCUUCCCGCAGAUGACGGAGCCCUCGGACGGCUACCACGGCCUCAAGUUCUGGGAGACCUUUGGCCCCAUUACCUUCAUCAUCCGCGCCCGCGUCGAGAUCCUGCGCGACCUCGGCGCCUCACUGAACCCCUUCGCCGCCCAGCAGCUCAUCAUCGGCAUCGAGACGCUGUCCCUCCGCGCCGAGCGCCACGCGCAGAACGCCCUCGCCCUCGCCAAGUGGCUCGAGGCCAGCCAGUACGUCAGCUGGGUCUCGUACCCGGGUCUCGAGAGCCACCCGUACCACGAGACAGCCAAGAAGUACCUCAAGCGCGGUUUCGGCGGUGUUCUCAGCUUCGGCGUCAAGGGCGGCGGCAGCGCCGGUAGCCAGGUUGUCGACGGGUUCAAGCUGAUUUCGAACCUGGCCAACGUCGGCGACUCCAAGACAUUGGCUAUCCACCCCUGGACGACCACCCACGAGCAGCUCUCCGACGAGGAGAAGGUCACCUCCGGUGUCAGCGAGGACCUCAUCCGCAUCUCGGUCGGCACAGAGCACAUUGACGACAUCAUUGCCGACUUUGAGCAGUCCUUCAAGAACGCAGCGGCGGCCACCAAGGACGGCAAGGUUGCGGACGCCGCGGAGACGAAGAAGGACGACGCACCCUUGGCGCCGUAG